This is a messenger RNA of Onychomys torridus (southern grasshopper mouse), 3179 nucleotides long. It is a transcript of the gene Amer2, whose product is annotated as APC membrane recruitment protein 2. The record is from RefSeq and is a predicted model, not a curated record. The coding region runs from base 448 to 2484 and encodes 678 amino acids. The transcript is spliced from 2 exons. Gene Ontology annotation, molecular function: beta-catenin binding; phosphatidylinositol-4,5-bisphosphate binding. Lineage: Eukaryota; Metazoa; Chordata; Mammalia; Rodentia; Cricetidae. Gene Ontology annotation, biological process: regulation of canonical Wnt signaling pathway. Gene Ontology annotation, cellular component: plasma membrane.
CCGACACAGGACGGAUUGGUAUGGUGCCUCCUGGGCUUGAUGCCCACACGUUAAGACCUAUGUGAAGGACCUGAGAGAGACUGGAGGCUGCGUGAAUUCCGAGACAGAUGAUAAAGGAAACAGCCUUGUUCUUUUGGGGCGUGGGCGAGAACAUGUUGAUUUCUGAAAUUGGGCUCCUAGGAUAAGCCAGUCUAGAGCAGGAACCUGAGCUCGAGUCUGUGAUGAGGAGGGCUCUUGCUACACAAAAACCUAUGUGGCGCCCCGGGUAUUAUAUAAGCCCUUGGCAGGAGGGGAGAUAGUCCGGUCUGUGCGCUUCGGCCGCCGCAGUCGCAGCGGCCACGGCGCAGCAGCAGCAGCGAGAGCCGCUCAGGUUGAUUUAGAACGCGGGUGACAGUGGCCUGGCGCGAGCCUGCGGCUGACGACAGCGGCUGAGCCCGCUCGGUUUCCAUGGAGACGGGCAGGAGCCGCGGCGGCGGCGGCGGCGGCGGCGGCGGCGGCGGCGGCGCGGCUGUCAGCGAGCGCGGCGACGCGCGCGCGGGGGUCUGCAGGAGGCAGGAGCAGGCCGGGGCCCUCGCCGCAGACAUGGACUCGCAUUGUGAGUGCGCCGCGGAGACGCCCGCCGCAGAGCCGCCGUCGGGGAAGAUCAAUAAGGCUGCGUUCAAGUUAUUCAAGAAGAGGAAAUCGGGGGGGACCAUGCCCAGCAUUUUUGGGGUCAAAAACAAAGGGGAUGGGAAGAGCGCGGGGCCGGCGGGGAUGGUGAGAAGCAGGACCCACGACGGACUAGCGGAGGUACUGGUGCUGGAGGGCAGCAAGAAGGAGGAGCCGCCCGGCGGGGGCGAUCACGGUGGGGCCCGGCCGAACCCCGGGCCCCCCAAAGCCGCCGGGCCUGGUCUGGGCUCUCUGGCCAGCAGCUCGGUGGCCAAGUCCCACAGCUUCUUCUCCCUGCUGAAAAAGAACGGGCGAUCCGAGACCGGCAAGGGGGACCCUGCCGAGGCGAGCAAGGCUGGCGGCAAACAAAAGAGGGGGCUGAAAGGGAUCUUCAGCAGCAUGCGCUGGCACCGGAGGGACAAGCGCGGCAAGGAGGAGGAGGAGGAGAAGGCGGCGCGCGCGGCGGGCCCCGGCAGCCUAGUCCUGCCCGGCUCGCUCACCGCCAGCCUGGAGUGCGUCAAGGAGGAGCCGCCCCGAGCCGCGCGCCGCCCGGACAGCCCGGGCCAGGACGCCCCGCGACACGCAGCAGGUGAGCCCGAAGGGGGAGAGCAGGCGCCCGCGUCCGCCGAGCGCGCCCCGGCGCGGACCUGCCUCGAGGCCGCGAGCCCCGCCGGCCCUGGCGACCAGAGCGCCCGGGGAGAGGACGCCGAGGGGCACUGGCGCGCGGAGAAGCCCGGGGCAGCCCUCGAGUCGGGAGCCGGCGAGGUCCAGGCGGCCGAGGAUGCGUCCAGGACAGGUGACGUUCCGAUAAAGACCGUCCCCCUUGUCGACUCCGAAGGUGGCAGCGGCCGGGCGUCUGCCGUCCCUGACCCUUCCUCUGUUGAUCCACCCUCAGACCCGUCGGCAGAUCGUAUUUGUUUGAUGUUUUCUGACGUGACUUCACUGAAAAGCUUUGACUCUCUUACAGGCUGUGGAGAUAUUAUUGCAGACCCAGAAGAAGAGGCAGGCCCCAGCUGUGACAAGCAUGCCCCCGGGCCAGGCAAGCCAGUGCUCUCUAAAAAGAACACCAGCGUGGUGGCCUACCAAGGAGGAGGGGAGGAGAUGGCCAGCCCGGAUGAGGUGGACGACACCUAUCUCCCGGAAUUCUGGGACAUGUUGUCCCAGACUGAGGACCAAGGACAAGGGCCCCAAGAGGGCGCAGCGAAGGCUGCCACUGCUUCGGACACCAAACUGGCCCCCGAGACCUCCAAUGAUGCCCGGUGUGGGGAAGUAGUCAAGGACGUGUCCUCUGUCAAGCGCAGGAGGCUCCACAGGAUCCCCAUUGAGGCUCAGCAGAAGGAUGAGCCAAAGCACCCGGAGAAGGAGCAUCAAGAAGGCGUCCCUAACAGCGACGAGGGCUACUGGGACUCCACCACUCCUGGUCCAGAAGAAGACAGCGCCAGCAGCAGUAAGAAGGCAGUCAUCCCCAGGGAUAGCGACAGUGGCGAUGCUCUCUAUGAUCUCUACACUGAACCCGAAGGAAGCCCAGCCGCCCUUCCUGCCACAGAGGACCCACCUUGCUUGUCCCGGCUAAAGCCCGUGUCUCCAGGCACCAUCACCUGUCCACUGAGAACACCAGGCAGCUUGCUGAAGGACUCUAAAAUCCCCAUUAGCAUCAAGCACCUCUCCAACCUUCCAUCCAGCCAUCCUGUGGUGCACCAGCAGCCAGCCAGGAGUGAGAUGCCCAGAACAAAAAUCCCCGUUUCCAAAGUGCUGGUCCGCAGGGUCAGCAACCGGGGUUUGGCUGGGACCACCAUCAGGGCAGCAGCAUGCCAUGACAGUGCCAAAAAGUUGUGAGGUCUCCAAGGCCAAGGAGGAUGGAUGUUCUGUGAGUUAAGGAAUACAACUUUUCCCCCCCGGAAACCACUGAAGGAAGUUUGCUUUCCCCAAAGCAAACCAUUUAGGACCCACCCUUCUCCAUAUGGGCCAGAAGUCUUUGUUGGAGACAGGGACAGGGCACCCUGGAAGGGUGAUUUUACACCUGGAGUUCAGAUAAGUUCCUGAGAAUUCUUUUCUAGCACUUCUUUUUCUUUUAACUUUUAAAAAAAUCUGGUUUUUUUUCUUCUGCUUUUUUCCUUUAAUUCAUGGAUCAGAAGUCGCCUUCCCUUGCUUUUGCAGAAAAUAAAAUUUAACCAAAUCUAACAAAUAUUUCAUGCCAGGAUAUCGGGCUGUUCUAGAGUCAAGAGGGCCUUGUGGAAUCACUAACAACAGAAUUCUUGCCUCUCUUUCCAGGAAAACAAAAACCAAAACAAACAAACAAAAAAAGACCCUUUGCUUAUUAUCACUGUGUGGGAAACACCUGCAAAGCCUAAAGAUCCAUAUAGCUAUGUGAUGAGAAGAGGGACUGCUGGCUGGCAGAAACCCCCACUCCAACAGCCAGUUGCCAGACACACAAAUAGGUAAAGAUCUAUCUCUACAGAAACAGAAAGGUUUUAGUUUGGCUGGUUCAGAUCAUUUGUCUGAGGAGAAAUAAAAGGCUCGUGAUUAGUUUA